AUGUACUGCGACAUGUUUCAAGUUUCUGUGGCUGGCAGGUGCAGGACUUUAGACUCAUUUCGCAUUGUUCCAUUGUAUGCAUUAGAAAUGGAACUGCUAGAUGAUUUUCCAGUCGUGACAUUUCGGUUUAUAUUGCUUGCAGUUAAUGAACUGGUAGUGCUUACUGCAAACGGUAUCAUAAACGCAUAUUCAGGCUUGUUGAGGUGUAGUAGUUUAAAGCAUCCAGCAGGGAAAUGUGAAGCAUAA
Enterobius vermicularis (human pinworm) is the source of this 246-nucleotide messenger RNA. NCBI's taxonomy places the organism in Eukaryota, Metazoa, Nematoda, Chromadorea, Rhabditida, Oxyuridae. The record is from the annotation of a GenBank genome assembly.